This is a messenger RNA of Erpetoichthys calabaricus (reedfish), 1329 nucleotides long. It is a transcript of the gene twist1a, whose product is annotated as twist family bHLH transcription factor 1a. Gene Ontology annotation, molecular function: DNA-binding transcription factor activity, RNA polymerase II-specific; RNA polymerase II transcription regulatory region sequence-specific DNA binding; protein dimerization activity. NCBI's taxonomy places the organism in Eukaryota, Metazoa, Chordata, Cladistia, Polypteriformes, Polypteridae. The record is from RefSeq and is a predicted model, not a curated record. Gene Ontology annotation, biological process: developmental process; regulation of transcription by RNA polymerase II. Bases 178 to 681 code for a protein of 167 amino acids. The transcript has 2 exons.
UAUAAGAGCUCCUAAGUUUCCAACAAGUCAUUAAAAAGCUCCGUAGCUAAGGAGCCAGCUUUUGGAUAUUUACAUCGACCCUGCAGACCUGAAACGUAGGCAUUAUACGUUUUAUUGUUGUUUUUGUUAUUAUUUAAGGCACAUAUAAUCCCGCCUAUCGAUAAAAAAUCGAAACUGAUGUUCGAAGAUAUGAUGCAAGAGGAAUCCAGCUCCCCGGUGUCUCCUGUGGACAGUUUGAGCAACAGUGAAGAAGAACUGGACAGGCAGCAAAAACGAUGUGGGAGGAAAAGGAGAUCGAGCAGGAAAAAUGGGGAGGAUUCAGAUAGCCCUACCCCUGGGAAAAGAGGAAAGAAGUCAAGCAGCAGCAGCCCGCAGUCUUUCGAAGAACUCCAGACCCAGAGAGUAAUGGCUAAUGUUCGGGAGCGACAGAGAACUCAGUCUCUCAACGAAGCCUUCGCGGCGCUUCGCAAAAUCAUCCCCACCCUGCCAUCGGACAAAUUGAGCAAAAUUCAGACCCUCAAGCUGGCAGCUAGGUACAUCGAUUUUCUUUGCCAAGUACUACAGAGCGAUGAGCUGGACUCUAAAAUGGCAAGCUGUAGUUAUGUGGCCCACGAAAGACUAAGUUAUGCUUUUUCAGUAUGGAGGAUGGAGGGAGCCUGGUCCAUGUCUGCAUCUCACUAGCGACAGUCACUCAAGGGAGAAAUGGAAACAACUAGUUUUCAUCUACCAGGAAAGUGGGAGACUUGAGUCAGAAGCUGGAUAUUUACAAAACUGGGACAUGAAUUUCUUGGGAAAUAUUAUAUAUAUAUAUAUAUAUAUAUAUAUAUAUAUAUAUAUAUAUAUAUAUAUAUAUAUAUAUAUAUAUAUAUAUAUAUAACAGAAAGGCCAAGGCAAGGGGAGCACUUACAAAAACAAAACAAAAACAGGCCAUGGACACACUGAACAUUUAACUGUGCGGCUACCAAACCAAAAAUACAUUCAGAUUUAUAUUAAAAAAAUUGUAUUUGACGAUGAAUGUCGGAAACUUUCUUUUUAUAUGUUGCAUGCCUUCUGAUCAUCCAUUCCUGUCUUAUAUGGAGAGGAUAAAAUACUCAGUUGAGCCUUUCAGCACUGAAGGCUUUUGAAGAAUUUUUUUCCAUAGAAUAUUUUUGAACCUGGUUGAUUCCUUUACAAGGUUAAAUUGUCUUUAAGAAAAUGCAUUUUAUUUAUUUAUUGAUGACCUAUGUUAUAAUGCAACUAGAUCAGGUGUCUAAACGCAUUAUUAUUUUUAUGAUUGUUGUGUAAAUAACUUUGUAUAUUUUUCUGCAAUAAAAUGAAUAUAAUUCAAAA